ACCCUAGCCCCCCCCCGCCUUGCACCUGCACCUCCAAUCUAUACCGUCUUCUUCCCACCAUCCUUUCUCUCUCCCCCUCUCCCCCUCUCUCUCUCUCUCUCCGCCUACUCUGGAUCAAUCGGUGGAGGCACAACUCGUUGUGAAUGGUGGAAAUCUCGGGCGGCCGUAGCGAUUUCAUGCUCUCCCUUCUCCGAUCAAGGGCGAGCGCUCUCGUUUUCGCCUUCGGUUCCUGCAAGGAGGGCUGGUACUACCGCUGCCUCGGCGUCGACCCUUGAGCACCGGCACCGCCGCCGCCCCCCCCGCCAAUCCCUCCCCCGAGAUCGCGCUUCCCGAUCUUCGCCUCCCCUCUCCCUCCCCCUCCCUCUCUUUCUCGAUCUGGGUCGCGCUCUUGUUUGAUCUCUCUCUCGCCUUCUCUUUUUCCCUUCCUCGGGAUUGGUUGAAAGAAAUUCUUCGUUUUCGGGUUCUUUUGGAGGCUGCUGUUUUUUGGGAUUCGGGGUUUCCGAGUUUUGGGGGUUUUUUCUCUCGUCGGGUCGCGCGAUGUUGCUCUACAAGCAGAAGAAGAACCAGGGCGCCAAGGGGAAUAGGCUCCUGAUCAGCAUCAACGUGCUGGGGAGCGCCGGGCCGAUCCGGUUCGUGGUCGGCGAGGAGGAGCUCGUCGCCGCCGUCAUCGACACCGCCCUCAAGUGCUACGCCCGCGAGGGGAGGCUCCCCGUGCUGGGAUCCGAUCUCAACGAUUUCUUGCUCUACUGCCCCACUUCUGGAUCGGAUGCCCUGAGUCCGUGGGAUAUGAUCGGGUCGCCCGGAGCUCGGAACUUCCUUCUGUGCAAGAAACCGAAGACGGACGUGAUGGCCGAUGACAGGAGCUCCCCUGCUGCCGCCAUCUCGCGGAAGGGCAGCGGAAGCUGGAAGUCGUGGAUCAAUAAGUCCUUCAGUCUCAAAGUAUCUUCCCACUGAGGGAUUUAUCUAUCUUUAUGAGGUGAUUGGCCUGCUUCUAGUUGUGAGUGGCUUCUUUUACGUUUUUUUCGGUCAAAUCGGACGCGUUGGUCUUGCCAUUCUUGGAAUUCGGUGGAUCCUUGUUAUGGUGGUUGAUCAGAAGACUUUUCUGAAUGAAUAAAGCGCUUUAGUUGCUUUUGAAUA
Molecule: messenger RNA, 1137 nt
Organism: Syzygium oleosum
Lineage: Eukaryota; Viridiplantae; Streptophyta; Magnoliopsida; Myrtales; Myrtaceae
Exons: 2
Coding region: 538-954 (138 amino acids)
Source: RefSeq, a predicted model, not a curated record